AUGUCCCUUGUUCAAUAUUCUGACUCGGAGUCCGAAUCAGAGUCUAGAUCUUCUCCCCCGGCGAAAAGGCCCCGCCACGAUCCCCAGCCAUCGCUGCCGCCUCUUCCUGCGGCGUUUCACGACCUCUAUGCAUCAACCACACGCGUGAGCGUUCAAGAUGAUCCUAGUCUCCAUGGUGGCCGGAAACGCGUAAUCCCCCAUGUCGAAGGCAACUGGCCAACGCAUCUUUACCUUGAAUGGUACCCAGCAAAAGAAGAAUUGUCGCUUCUUACAAAUUUGAUCACUCAAAUCGACAAAUCGUCUGCUGAUAGCUUGCACGACGUGCAUAGUCUGCUGCAUAGCGAUCUUGGUGCUCAGCUACCGCUUCACAUCAGCUUGUCUCGACCAGUGGUUCUUCGCACUGAGCAGCGCGCUUCAUUCACUGAGAAGUUGCAGAACUCUAUUCGACAAUCUCAUGUCUCUCCAUUCAAAGUACGGCCCAAUACCCUCUACUGGGCGUCGAAUUAUGAGAAGACACGUUGGUUCCUGGUCUUUAGCGUCCAAAAACCACCACAGGACCAUUUGAACCGUCUGCUCAGACUGUCCAACAACACACUGAGCCAGUUUGGCCAGCCGCCACUCUACGCAGGCUCUCGCGCCCAGGGGGACGAAAACCCUGUGUCGCCCAGUACGCACUCUGAUAAAGAGCAGUCUGGCGACUUCUCUGGGUGCUUUCACAUAUCUCUUGCUUGGACUUUGGAGGAGCCCAGCUCCAAGAGUCGUGAUCAAGUUGCGGGUAUUGACCUGCAGGGUUUGAAAGAUCUUCAGAUCGGGUUUGAUAGUGUCAAAGCAAAGAUCGGUAACAAUGUCACAAACAUCGAGCUGGACAGAAGCUUGACCUAA
Molecule: messenger RNA, 882 nt
Organism: Penicillium brevicompactum
Lineage: Eukaryota; Fungi; Ascomycota; Eurotiomycetes; Eurotiales; Aspergillaceae
Product: HVSL domain-containing protein
Exons: 3
Coding region: 1-882 (293 amino acids)
Biological process (GO): U6 snRNA 3'-end processing
Cellular component (GO): nucleus
Molecular function (GO): 3'-5'-RNA exonuclease activity
Source: RefSeq, a predicted model, not a curated record